Molecule: messenger RNA, 138 nt
Organism: Dentiscutata erythropus
Lineage: Eukaryota; Fungi; Glomeromycota; Glomeromycetes; Diversisporales; Gigasporaceae
Source: the annotation of a GenBank genome assembly
AUGCAAACUAUUAACACUAGCAAUAAACACCAACAACGAAUAGCAACAAAACCUUUAUCUAAAGAACCUAAAAAAGAGAAAGCACAAGAGUUAAUAUGCAAACUACCAACAUCAGCAAUAAACACCAAUAACAAAUAG